Messenger RNA from Malassezia restricta, 879 nucleotides. RefSeq lists its product as uncharacterized. Gene Ontology annotation, molecular function: ribonuclease III activity; structural constituent of ribosome. The record is from RefSeq and is a predicted model, not a curated record. Gene Ontology annotation, cellular component: mitochondrial large ribosomal subunit. Lineage: Eukaryota; Fungi; Basidiomycota; Malasseziomycetes; Malasseziales; Malasseziaceae. Gene Ontology annotation, biological process: mitochondrial translation; RNA processing. The transcript has a single exon. The coding region runs from base 1 to 879 and encodes 292 amino acids.
AUGCGGCUUUCGACCUUGCGACUCAGAUACGCAGCGCUAGCUCCUGCACGUAUUAUUGGCUGUACCCGUGUCUGUCCGGUGGCACGCCCUGCCCUCGUGCCACAUGCAACGAAGAACAACAAUGUGCGAUCAUUUGUCUCAAGCCUGGCACAGCGUUCAAGUAAAAUAGACAACGUACAUGAUGAAAACACUGCAUCAAGCCCUAUAUUUUCCAAGACAUUGGAUGCUGCGCUAGGAACACAGCUGCAGCCAUCUGACAUGCUGUCUUAUCUCAACAGUGAGGAUUUUUGUGUAUAUCGAUCGACGUCUGACCCUUCGCAACCCCUGUUUGGCAAAGAAGAGAGACUUGUGAGUAAUGCACUGACGCAUGAAAGCUGGAUGCAUGGUCUUCAAGGCCAUAAUCGUCGCCUGUCGUUUAUCGGACGACGAGCACUCAAAACGUACCUUACGCUAUUUCUUUUUGACAUUUUUGAGCAUGCUAAUCGAAUCAAUGCGCAAGCACCCGAUCUAAAAUAUUUACAGACUGUGCUCUCGUCACAACAAGACAUUGAUGAUAUCCUUGCAACGCACCAUCUCGGAGACCACGUGGGUCGUAAACUUGGUCUCGAAAAGGUUAUGCGAUGGCACCCUACUACGCGUGUAGACCCCACGAAUGGGACGCGUGAAAGUGGUUUGUUCAAAGUUCGUGGAACAUGUGUGGAAGCCAUUAUGGGAGCUAUUUACCACUUCCGUGGUGCACUCGUGGCACAGCAGUUCUUUUUGUCUCGAAUCCUUCCAAUUUUGGCUGAUUCGUACAUGUCGCAGGCACCGCGCAUGGUAAAAGAAAAAGUGGCAGAGGCAAGUCGUGACGCUGCAGAGGCGUUGACUCAGUCUGCAUAG